This is a messenger RNA of Myxocyprinus asiaticus (Chinese sucker), 2788 nucleotides long. RefSeq names its product CD302 antigen-like. NCBI's taxonomy places the organism in Eukaryota, Metazoa, Chordata, Actinopteri, Cypriniformes, Catostomidae. The record is from RefSeq and is a predicted model, not a curated record. Gene Ontology annotation, molecular function: signaling receptor activity. The coding region runs from base 213 to 929 and encodes 238 amino acids. The transcript is spliced from 6 exons.
UGGUGUUUACGCGUCUACCCAUAACGCGUCCUCGCGUUGACGCCUGUACACGAAAUUCCGUGUGUAGACGCUAUAACGCGUACACGCGGUACUGACGUCUUUAUACGAUAUUCAUCUUUACAUGUAAUGUUUGUAUAUGGUACGCCUAAAGACGUUUUUGUCCGUCCAGCUUUCCGUAUCUGCACGCAGCCAUAUCAGAACUGAAUGAAAACAUGGAUCCGUGUCGAGCAUGUUAUUUUACACUGUUUAACAUUGUUCUUCUCACUUUAACGCGAGGACAGGACUGCCCCGCAGAUGGACGCACAUGGGUGCUGUUUGGCCACAACUGCUAUCACUUUGUACAUGGAGAAGAGAACAUCGCCAAAAGCUACUCUCUUCAAGAUGCCAAAGAUAUGUGCAGAGGAUAUGAUCUCUUGACAAUAAAAAGUGCAGAGGAGAAUGAGAACAUCGUUAAACACAGCCCUUUUGUGUGGAAAGGCAAAAUAAACAUAUGGCUUGGAAUAUACUAUGACAGUGAUGAUGAUGUGUUCAAGUGGCAUGAUGAUGACAGUAUGUUGAGUUAUAAUAACUGGGAGGACGGUGGCUCUGAUGACACGGAUCUUUCUCUCAUGGACACGUGUGUGGCUCUUCACACUAGCACUGGAAAGUGGGAGAACAUCAGCUGUACAGAUGAACCUGAGAAUGGAGUUGUGUGCCAGACAGUGGGAUUCUAUAUAUGUGGAACUGAUGGUAGUCCUCUUCUGUUAGUUCUGGUCAUCAUCAGUGUGGUGCUGAUUCUCGCCGUGUCUGCUGUGGUUUGGUUCCUUCACCAAAGAAAAAACCCGGGAUCCUCCAUCCUCAACUUAAUCGAGUACCACCCAUCCUUCCGAUCCCCGUCUGCUGAUCAGACGUGCCUGACAGAAGCUGAAGAAGUCGAGGAGAUACCUUAGAGCUCAACACUGUGAUGAUGAUGUUUUUCAACCAUGCCUAGGUUAGAAUAAGCAGCAAGACAGCAUGGAAGAUCAUAAACUCGUCCCUUUUUUACUGGUUGCUGUGGAGUUCCUCAACUAUGGGCUACACAGAACAAAACAGAGGCGUUUAUAGUCAUAAGUGGAGGACUAGGGGAAAUGUUGUCUGUCUGAAGGCCCUCAGUUGGUGGGACUUCCUUUACAAAAGAACAUUAAAAGGUUAGUUCACCCAAAAAAUGUAAUUUACUCACCCUUAUGUCAUUCCAAAGCUGUAUGACUUUAUUUCUUCCAUGCAACAUUAUUAGUCACCAUUGAGGCUUCAAAAAGGAUGCCUCAGAAAUGAUCUGUAUGACUUGUGCACUAUGUUCCGUCUUUUCUAAAGCCAUACGAGAGCUUUCUGUGAGGAGUAGACCAAACUUUAAGCCAUUAUUCAAUACUAAUCCUACCCUCCAGUAAGCUGGUUACCACUGCGGCUGGAUCAAGUCAGUGAGUUCAGUCUAGAUCAAUCCGAUUUACAAACAAAUCAUUCAGACCAGUUUUAUAAAUAGGAUCGACUGAUUCAUUCCGACUCAAAAGAUUUGAUUCGAGAGUUGCAAGAUUUUUAGUGAACGACCUAAAUUCUCUCAAACAGCAUGCACGUUUAGGAUGACAUGAGGAUGAGUAAAUAAUGAUAGAAGUUACAUUUUUGGGUGAACUAUUCCUUAAAGAUCAUGUGUUUAUUUUGUGACUGCCAAAUCACUGUCAUGAGACGGGAAGUUGCGUCAGAUAUUUCCCUAUACAGUCGGACCAUAGUGUUAAAUUUCCAGCUCUUUUCAGAUUUGUCAGGCUACAAAUAGGUCUUAAGAUGGUCGGCCAGCUGUUCUUUCUGCCUAAAAAGUGCCCAAAACCCUUCUUAAACCAGCAAAAGUCUAAAUGUGACCAUGCUGGAAGACAAGCAAGCCAGCUUAGACUAGUUUAAGCUGUAUUCUCAGCAGGAAUCUGCACUGAAAAGGCAAAUAUUAAAGUUAGUUACAGCUAGUGCUUCAUAUGCACCUCAGGUUCUUAGAUAUUGAGACUUACUGAUUGCCAAUGACAGUAUCUUUGAAUGUUUUUGAUUUUGUUUUAAGGUUUGGAUUUGCCACUGAUAAUGUUCUGUAUCUACUGUAUGCUACAAAUGACUCGUAUUGUGUAAGCCGUAAUGCUUUAUUUUUCCUUUUGUGAACAACAGGCCAUUUCUCUGAGAGAAACUAAUCAAAUACAAGUCAAGACUAAUAAACACAAAACAAACUGAAAACGGUUUUCUGAUUCCUGACGAGACAUAUCAAAGGACUUGUCCCUUGUUUUAAAGUAGCCUGUAGUUUAUUUAGGGGAGGGGAUGUCCUCAUUCUAGAGUCAUCAAUAUUUUUGGUCAAAAUUUUUUCUUUUAUUUUACUUAUUUAUAUUCAGAAAAGAAAGACUACAUUUUUAUGCAUUUACCUGAUGAUGGUUAAUUUGCUCCAUUUUUAGGAGUGCACUAGCAUAUAAAUGGCCACAAAGCAAUAACCGGCGUGAACAAAAAGCUACAAAAACUCACAUUUUGAUUUCAUGGGGUCUUUAAAAUUAUUUGUUGAAUACAAAAAGUCUAUACACUUUCAAAUAAACAGAACAUGCUCGUUUUACUGUAUACUUCUCUAUUAAAAAAACUGUGCUGAUGUGUAAAGACAGAUAGAAGAGGAUGAAGUGGGACAGUUAAUUGAGGACACAUUCAUUCCCCUCUGGGGUUUUAUAGAUCACUGUCAGUGUUCUACCCUGAAAGUAUCAAUUUCACUCUGUAUCAGCAGCUGGUUUGCCUAAACGCAUAUAAAUUACUGUAUGUAAUGUUU